This is a messenger RNA of Tachysurus vachellii, 1966 nucleotides long. It is a transcript of the gene rfk, whose product is annotated as riboflavin kinase. The transcript has 4 exons. The coding region runs from base 293 to 772 and encodes 159 amino acids. Gene Ontology annotation, molecular function: riboflavin kinase activity. Lineage: Eukaryota; Metazoa; Chordata; Actinopteri; Siluriformes; Bagridae. The record is from RefSeq and is a predicted model, not a curated record. Gene Ontology annotation, biological process: FMN biosynthetic process; riboflavin biosynthetic process. Gene Ontology annotation, cellular component: mitochondrion.
CAUGCGUGAAAACGACGUCCUUAGAGUGUAGAGUGCCGAGUGUAGACAUCUUUAGAUCCAAAUAAACGUUGUUAUACGUUUAUGAAACUCUUUUGGACCUCAAUAGAGAAGGUGUUUGUUUUAUUUAACCGCUGUCUACUAUUAGAGUAAAGGACUAGAAGGUUCCACAGGGUCAAUACCGUCGUUUUAACAGGAACUGUACAGAGAUUAUACAGACAAGCAAAAAGCAUUCACUUCUGUUUGAGCUAAUACAUGUUUAUUUAAAAAAAAAAACAGAGUUAUAACCGUGGACAUGAGGAGUCUGCCAUAUUUCUGUCGAGGACCAGUGAUUCGGGGAUUUGGACGAGGAAGCAAAGAGCUGGGAAUCCCAACAGCUAACUUCCCAGAAUCUGUAGUGGACAGUCUACCUGCUGACAUCAGCACUGGUAUCUAUUAUGGCUGGGCACGUGUGGACAACGGAGACGUCCACAAGAUGGUGAUGAGCAUUGGCUGGAACCCCUACUACAAAAACAUCAAGAAAUCCAUGGAAACACAUUUGAUCCACAAGUUUAAGGACGAUUUCUACGGUCAGAUGUUAAGUGUUGUCAUGGUGGGCUACAUUCGUCCAGAAAAAGGAUUCAGCUCACUAGAAGAAUUGAUCACUGCAAUUCACAGUGACAUUGAAGAGGCUAAAAGAAAUUUGGACCUGCCUGAGCACAUAAAACUGAAAGAAGACAAUUUUUUUAGGACCUCUAUAUCCACAACAGCCAAUCAGAUCUUGAAUGGUCGCUAAAUGGAACUUGCCGCUUUAUCUAGUUUCCCCAUACUUCAUUUUUAUGGGGGUAAAACCACUGUAAUGUAUGCAUUAUUUUUGCAAUAUUUCAUAAUUCAGAAAGGUUUACACAUUAGAUUGACCAGCACAGAUUAUUUGUUAUGGAAGACAAAACCAAAUGAAGAAAUAAGAAAUGAAGUUACCUCGGUCAGUUCAGAUCACCAACAACUGGUUCAAAGAAUAAGGUUUUAACCUCAACACAGAAACGUCCAUGACUGAGACGUAUUUGCUGGUGACUUAAAAAUAGUACAGUUUAAUUGCAACAGAUUGUUAACUAAAUUUAAAACCAGAGAUGCUACAAUUUGCUGGUAAUUUAUAUAUAUAUAUAUAUAAAAUAUUUUAUUGGUAUUGGCAGAUUGUGUUGUGUAUAUAAUCAAAUGAGUGGAUAUAUACAUUCAGUGGGUCCAAAACUAUAACCCAGAAUCCAGAAAGGCUGUGAGUUUUAGGUACAGUGGUGGAAUUUAUAUUAUAUAUUUAUUACUGAACUGCUCUUCUUAUUAGGCUGUUAGACUGGUCUCUUGAACUGAAGCCGUUUAAUCUAAACCUCAAUAGCUCAAUCACAAGUAAGAUUAUAAAUAUUCACUGGCAUUUAGUUUUGUGUCCAAGGAAGGCUUAUAUUCUUAUAAACAAUAUACACUCACUGGGCAUUGUAUUAGGAACACUAUUCUAAUACUGUGCAUGUCCUUGCUUUGUUUUCAAAACACCUCCAAAUGUGUGCAUGUUCUGAGAUGCUUUUCUGCUCACCACUGUUGUACAGAGUGGUUAUCCGAGUUACUGUAGCUUUUCUGUCCACUCAAAUCAGUCUGGCGGUUCCUUAUCUGUCCACAGAUCUGCUGCUUACUGGAUUUUUAAACUUUUUUUGCACUAGACAUUGUUGUGCAUGACAAACUGAGGAGAUCAGCAGUUAUAGAAAUACUCAAACCAACCCAUCUGGCACCAACAUUUAUGACUCAGUCAAAACCACUGAGAUCUCAUUUUUCCCCCAUUUUGAUGGAUGAUGUGAUCAUUACCUGCUGAUGGCAAUGACAGCCCACAUAUGUAUGAUUUUAUGCCUUGCACUGCUGCUACAUGAUUGGUUGAUUAGACAAUUGCAUAAAUGAGUUCAUGUAAAGGUGUUCCUAAUAAAGUAUAUCUUUUAUUCUAGUUUGAUCCUAA